This is a messenger RNA of Erigeron canadensis, 917 nucleotides long. Its product is annotated as UDP-N-acetylglucosamine transferase subunit ALG13 homolog. The record is from RefSeq and is a predicted model, not a curated record. Gene Ontology annotation, molecular function: hexosyltransferase activity. Bases 245 to 781 code for a protein of 178 amino acids. Gene Ontology annotation, biological process: dolichol-linked oligosaccharide biosynthetic process. Lineage: Eukaryota; Viridiplantae; Streptophyta; Magnoliopsida; Asterales; Asteraceae. The transcript has 4 exons. Gene Ontology annotation, cellular component: UDP-N-acetylglucosamine transferase complex; extrinsic component of endoplasmic reticulum membrane.
AAAACAUCACAAAGUCCAAACUGACCACCAUCUCCGCCAACCCCCUCCUUUUAUUUUGACCUUUUCCCGCAUCUAAUUUCCUCCAAACUCUGACCCGACCCAUAUUGAGAAAAACCCGGCCCAGAUUGAAAAAAAACCCACAGUUUGAUUGUGUUUUUGGUACGUCUCGAACGAAGGGAUCAAAAAUCAACUGCUUCUUUAAUCUUUCUGCUGUCAAAGUUAGUAAAAGGAACGUUGUAACGAGAUGGAUGGCAGUGAGAACCAGGUUGAUUCCAAAAGAAUUGUUUUCGUGACUGUUGGCACAACAUCAUUCGAUUCUCUUGUUAAAACUGUUGACACUGACCAAGUAAAAGAUGCGUUGUUAAAGAAAGGGUACACUCAUCUUGUCAUUCAAAUGGGUCGUGGAUCCUAUGUCCCUAACAAGUCUAGUGGUGAAGAUGGAUCACUGGUUGUAGAUUACUUUACUUUUUGUCCAAGCAUUGCAGACUAUUUGAGAUCAGCAUCUCUUGUUAUAAGCCAUGCAGGUUCAGGGAGCAUAUUUGAGACGCUCAGGCUGGCCAAACCUUUGAUAGUGGUAGUCAAUGAAGAUCUUAUGGAUAACCAUCAAAGUGAGCUUGCUGAAGAACUAGCAGAGAGGAAGCAUUUGUUUUGUGCCCGGCCUCAAACGCUCUACCAGGUCAUUGAAUCACUUGAUAUAGAUUCCAUUGUUCCAUAUGAGUCAGGUGAUGCUGCCCCCGUUGCUAAACUAAUUAAUCGGCAUCUGGGUUUUAGUGCUGAUUGAUCACAACCUGUUCAUAUGUUUUACUCGUUUACCGUCGUCUCUGUAGAUCUAUUUUGCAACAAACAUCUUAAAACAUCAGUGGUGAGCAGCAAUACUUCCUAAAAGUUUCAUUAAUUAUUACCGGAGUUUUUUGGUU